UAUGGAGCUUCGUGGCUUAAAAAUUCUACACAUGUUCCAAAUUUUUAUUCCUUCAUUGAUCGUACUUUUAAAAAUAAAAUAUAUUUCAUCAGAUCAAUUGAUUCUCAAAGGAAUGGUAUACAGUGAAAACGAGUUCAUAAUGCAUCAAAAUAACAAUUAUUGUAAACUAAAUGCAUGCGAUGUUCUAAAAUAUGUUUCUCAGCUUGUAGCAGGAGUCAAAGCAAUCGAAGAUAAUGGCCACGAAAAGGAAGAAAAAACUAGUUCACCAUUUGUUUUAAAUUUACCACUUCACGAGUCUUUGGUAAAACGAGUUCGUCAAAUUGAGAAUCGACUGAGAUCUAUAGAACAGCCUGUGUGGCGUUUGGCGUCAGCUAGUCAACAAGAGUGGAAUCAAUGCACCUCAGGAGUGUGUCGUUGUUGUCCCGAAACCAAAAGUUUUACGUGCUGGAAUACAAAUUUUAUAACAUUGCCGGUAGCACAAGUAAUGCCUAUGAACAUGGAAUCCAUCGACCUCUCUCGUAAUUAUAUUUCUACAUUACACAAAGACACUUUUCGUGGUUUAACAUUGUUGAAGGAACUCGAUCUCUCCAAUAAUAUUCUCAACUUCAUACCACCCGAGCUUUUUAAGGAUUUAGAUAGCCUUCUCCAACUACGUCUUCAAAAUAAUCAGUUAGAAAACUUGGAAACGGUUACAUUUUGGAAGCUUCGCAACUUAAAUUUGUUAGACGUUAGCGAAAAUAUGAUAUCCGAACUAUCAACAAAUUUAUUCUGCCAUGCUCAGCGCUUAGUUGUUAUUAACUUAAGCCAUAAUAGAAUAAUGCAGUUUCCGCCAGGUUUACUUCGGGAGCAAUUAGCCUUAGAAGAGUUGGACAUGUCAUGGAAUAAAAUUCUUGAAUUAAAGUCUGGAAGCUUAAAAAAUUUAAAAACUCUUAAAAUGAUUGACUUUUCAUACAACUCCAUUUCUGUCAUUUCGGGAGACUUGUUCUGGGACCUAAAAAACAUUCGAACCAUAAUUCUUCACAACAAUAAAAUUUCGACGGUAUCUAAAGAUUUAUUUGAAAAUCUGCAGCAUCUAGUUUCAUUGGACUUGAGUACAAAUCGUAUUUCAAAGAUUGAUGCACACGCGUUUUCUAAACUUAGCAAUUUGCGGGAGCUUUUACUUGGACAAAACUAUCUUUCUGAUAUUCCAGAUAGUAUUUUUAACAAUGCAAAUUCUUUAAUAAGCUUGAAUUUAUUUUCAAACAAUCUUACUACUAUCGAGGCGAAUGAUUUCCAAGGCCUUAUAAAUUUAAAAAACCUUAUGCUUAACAACAACAUUCUAAAGGAUACUGAAGCAUCCGUUUUUACGCCUCUGAAAAACCUUGAAAAAUUACGCAUUGAUUCUAAUAAACUGCAAUAUUUACGAAAUGGGGCAUUACGAGGCUUAAAAAAAUUAAUGGCAGUAAAGUUGGACAAAAAUCCCUGGCAUUGCGACUGUCAUGUUUUAUAUUUAGCGAGAUGGAUACGCGAGUUCGCACACAAAUUGUGGGAUGGUGAAAUGGCAAUGUGCCGUGGUCCGGGUCAUCUUGGAGGACACGAAGUUGGUCUACUUCGAUAUGAUGAUCUUUGUGAAGGACAAUGGGCUAGUAUGUUAUCGCUAUCUCCAAGGCUGCCUCUUCGAAAACAUCGUGUUCAGACUCCAAUGAAUUACACUACAUAUUUCAAUUUGUACUUGAAGCAUAUAUAUUCAACUACCCCAAAAACUCCCGAGCAGGUGGUUAACAGACGAAAAUAGGGAAUUACUCUAUAAAUUUGUUUAAUAUUGGUGCCUAAAGAACCGCAAAGUUCGAGGAAAUUCAUUCUGAAGGGCAAUGAAUGGACACUACUUACACGCAAUUUUUUUGUACUGAUUCAAUGUGCGAGCAAAGACAACAUAAAAGUUGGUAUUAUUUUUGAAUAAAUUAUUGUGAAAAAUUUGAACAAGGUAAAAUUUUACUUAUAAAAAUCUGAUAGUACAUAUUAAAUUAAUUAUUAUAUCUAAUUUGACUACAAACCAC
This is a messenger RNA of Anastrepha ludens (Mexican fruit fly), 2036 nucleotides long. Its product is annotated as leucine-rich repeat-containing protein 15. The transcript is spliced from 6 exons. Gene Ontology annotation, cellular component: extracellular matrix. Gene Ontology annotation, molecular function: protein binding. The record is from RefSeq and is a predicted model, not a curated record. NCBI's taxonomy places the organism in Eukaryota, Metazoa, Arthropoda, Insecta, Diptera, Tephritidae. The coding region runs from base 2 to 1774 and encodes 590 amino acids.